UCUGUAUGGACCAUUAGACAUCAGACAGCCUCGUGGAGCGCACUCAACCUACAGAUUUAGUUUCAGUGAAAUGUUUGCGGAAAAACCUUUAGUUUUUCUAUUUUUCUUGAACUUGAUAGGGUGCUCCAAAGGUUUAAAUAUUGUUUAGUAUCUAUUAUAAUUUCAGCCCAUGUUUUGUGCAAGACUAGUUUCAGUCAAAGAAUGGAACGAUUACAACUACGUGAAUUUCACGAUCUCUCCCCAAACAGUAAAUUCGACAAUAAAAUAUGACCCCACAAUCGACGUAAAGCAGGAUGUUAUGCAAUGCUAUAUUGCAAUUGAAGGCUACAUGGAAUCGAAAGGAAGAAAGUUGACGGUCGUUAAUGAAGUAUUAGAUUUGUGCGCAAUAUUUGCGGGGAAGGAGAUGAAUAUAAUGACUCUUUUGAUUCUCAUGCCGUUUCGGCAGGUGCGGACUAUGCCCCAGAAAUGUCCUGUAAAAAAAGGUUUUUACUUCGCCAAGGAUGUGGUCAUGGACACCAGCCAGUACCCAACAGUUUUACCUGAAGCUGUAUUUACUGUAAAAGUUAAAUUAAUGUUGAAUCAAAAAGAUGACAUGAAAACAGUUUAUAGAGCAACUGUUGUUGGUCAAGCGAAGCGUAUAUCUAGACGGAAGUCUUGCUCAAACAUUAAAGUUUGACACUUGUCACCAUACAAACAUCUUAAAAUUUA
This is a messenger RNA of Hermetia illucens (black soldier fly), 708 nucleotides long. RefSeq lists its product as uncharacterized. Bases 170 to 676 code for a protein of 168 amino acids. NCBI's taxonomy places the organism in Eukaryota, Metazoa, Arthropoda, Insecta, Diptera, Stratiomyidae. The transcript is spliced from 3 exons. The record is from RefSeq and is a predicted model, not a curated record.